AGGGGCUGGCGGGGGGGUGGGCGGCCAAUUUCCCUGACGACGGGAAAAGCGCUCCUCGAGUUCCGGAGCAACGGCGGAGCCGUAGCGACGGGGCUGAGGUAGCCAGCCUAGAGCUGAGAACAUCAACAGGGUGCAGCGGGACGCGUCAUCGAUAAGCAACGUCUUGUUUUUUGUUUUACCACCUAUAUGUAUGUGCUUGUUCCGUCAAUACGCAACCUGCUUCAACAGUGGAAUAUAUUUAAUAUGGACUCUGCUAGUUGUGGUUGGAAUUGGAUCUGUUUACUUUCAUGCCACCCUCAGUUUCCUGGGCCAGAUGCUGGAUGAGCUGGCUAUUCUCUGGGUUCUGAUGUGUGCUCUGGCCAUGUGGUUCCCUAGGAGAUACCUGCCCAGAGUUUUUCGGAAUGACAGGAGCCGAUUUAAAGCUGCCGUAGGUGUCCUGUCUGGAGUUACUACCUGCCUCGCCUUCAUUAAGCCUGCCAUCAACAACAUCUCGCUAAUGACUCUGGGUGUUCCCUGCACAGCUUUGCUCAUUGCUGAGUUGAAGAGAUGUGAAAACCUGCGUGUGUACAAACUGGGUCUCUUUUCAGGUCUUUGGUGGAUGCUAGCACUUUUCUGCUGGAUCAGUGACAAAGUGUUUUGUGAGAUCUGGUCCUCAUUUAACUUCCCCUAUUUGCACUGUGUAUGGCACAUUUUGAUUUGCCUUGCGGCGUACCUGGGCUGUGUCUGCUUUGCUUACUUCGAUGCUGCCUCUGAGAUCCCUGAGCAGGGCCCUGUCAUAAAGUUCUGGCCCAGUGAAAGAUGGGCAUUCAUUGGGGUUCCCUACGUCACCCUCCUCUGCGCACACAAGAAAUCACCUGUGAAGAUCACAUGAAGUUGGCCAUGGAAUGGGGAUGGAGUUUCAUCUUACAUUCCAGCACAGACAGUAUUUAAAUAAUGAUAAAUGAAUAGGGUUGUAUUUUAUCUUCUUCCUAAGAUAUGCAGCACUUCAGGUGUCAUAGAAAGAGGAGGUGAGUGUGUUCCUUCCUCUCUCUGGAGAGGAGAGAGGAAGCAGGAAGGUGGAGGCCCUUGAACGCUAAAGUAACCACUAGCUUCUUUGGUUGGCUCUGUUUUGCACUGUUUUCAAUGUAGCAUUUAUCUUGCUAAAAGCUGUUUCCAAAUACCAGGGUCAAGGAAUGACGUUUCUGCUGUAGGUCACCUCUGGUGCUUGAUUCACUUCUUUUCUAACUUCUGGCUUAAGGCCUUCUUUGCGAAAGAAGCCAGUCCAAGGUGCCUACAUGCCAUCUUGUGUCCUUCUCAGCUCUGAUUUUGAUGUGACUGCACAUGGCCACAGGAGUGUGCUCGAAGCACGUGCUCCUCCCAGCCCGGCGUGUAACACAGGGAGCCUGGAUGUGCAUCACAUCCGAUCACAGAGCAUGUGGUUGCUUCCCCAAGUCCAACAGGAGACCAGUGCAAAGUGUUUGCAGCUGGGUAACUGGAUCAGUGUAGUUAGGGAGUGUAAAUGCAGGAAUAGCUGACAGAACAUUCAGUCCCUAAAACUAAAUAGGAGUUCAAGGGUUUUGAAUUUUUCUGUAUUUCCACUGACCUGUGGACAUCUGUAUGCUGCAUAUUUCCCUCUUACAGAAAUGUCACGGAAAUCCUUCUCUACCUCUACAGACAUGUUUGGUCUUGAAUUUGGCAUUGAAGCUCACACAGAAGUGUGAACAUUAACUUCAGUGAGAGCUCAGGUCAGCAUGGAUUGACAGUGUGAUUAAACUACAAAAGCUCGCAGGUGCCUAGCUGUAUGUCUAAUUUGAGAGUUAACUUCUCACAAAUGCAUUGCAAAGUAACAUGAACAUUAGUCCAGUGCUCUUCUAGUUAUACUUAAGAAAAAAGUAGAUAACAGCUUAAAAACCAAGCUGAAGACUUAGAUUUCAGUGAGCAAUGAAAUGUGACCUUACAUUCAUACAAAAGACCAGUAGAUUCAAGUUUUCUGUUUAUUUUCACCCUGUUUUGUAAAGAAAAGGGGUGUCUAGAUCAAUUUAGUUUUAAGGUUAUACUUUGGGGUUGAGUUUCAUGAAUGGCUAUGGUCCUUGCAAGCAAUUUAUGCUAGGUCUGUUUAAAAAACGAUGCAAAGUGCAGGCAUGUUUUUCAAAUAUUAGCAAUUGUAGCUGCUAAUAGCUGCAGUGUUGGAAAAAAUAGGAUCUGCUUACAUUCUACCUAAUAUCAGAACUGUAAGUGGAUUAAGGCUUUGGAUGUACACUUUUGUUAAUAAGUGGUAUUUCCUUUUUGAAUAUUAGACCAAGAAAUACCAUUUCCUCUGUGCUUUGCUAAGAAGUCUCAUGUUGUACUUGUUUUUUGUCAAUCUGAAAAUGUAGUCUAUACAGUAUCAUCUUUAGGAACGUGGCUUUUAACAAGAACUUCAGGGUGAAUUAACUUUCAAGCAUUGUAAAACCUUUCAGAUAACUUUUGUAUUCAAAUUUAUGCCUAGAAAACAAGAGCUAAGGUGUAUGCUGUUACACUUAAAGCAAAGUUAUUGGUGGGAGAUAUGACUGUCUUUUUGAGAGCUUCAAAGCGAUUGACUGACAGAUCAUAAAAGCAGCAAAAUCUGGUGGAACUAUGCAGAUUUGUACCACUUGCUAGUAGAUCUGUCUGAGAGAAAUGUGUUUUUUGGACACACAGUCAUAUAAUUCUUGUAAGAAACUUGUUUGUAAAAAUUCAUACAGUAAUCUUUGUCACUCUUUGAAACACAGCUGUGUUUUCCUUCCUCUCUCCCUAAUUAUGAAAUACUCAGUUUUAAACACAUCUCAGGUAUUAAAAGUCAUAUGAUUAGAUCCUUGUACAGAUAGGCUUGCUGGCUGGAACUCAGCUAAGGUUGCUGAUGCCUGACAUGGCCCUACUUUGAGUAAGAUUUUUCAAUAUUGUUUUCUAAAUUAUUAUGUUAUGGUAAAUAAAUUAUUUUCAGUAUUGCUUGGGAAAUUAGUAACUGCAGACAUAAUGUACUAUUCAAAAUAACUGGAGCCUUCCUACUUAAUAUUUUGCUUGAAAGCAACCUCUGAAUCAAACGGCUCUAAUCAGCCUGCUGUCAACUGCUGUCUUCUGCUCUGCAGAGUCUGACUGCUCACAAAGAAGUAAUUUUAUAAUUUAAAAAAUGGCAGUAGUGCAUUCAGCUAUUGCAGAGGUGACUGAAUGCAGGUACAGGCCAAGAAUCAUCUCCUGUAUUUUUAUUAACUAACCUCUAACCUUUGUACUCUUCAUAGGAGAUUCUGUGAACAAAAGUCACUCACUAUCUGAUAUUCAAAGCUAUGCUGUAGAGCUGGUUGGGGUAUUCCACUGCAACAGCAGCCCACCACUUUUAGAUGUAGCUACUGCACUUUACAUUAAAUUAAUAUUGACUUACAUGUUCUGACGAAAGCUACAUUUAUUUCAAAAAAGAAAAAACAUGCAGUUUUUACCCAAUUCACAGCUUUACAACUUGCACUUUGGACUAAGGCUUCAGUUCACAAUUAACAUUAGUACCCAAAGAAGUAUGUGAGUGGCGUACAGAGCGGUUUGUGCACUGCCCUGAUCAUGCAGAUGAACAGACAUGCACACAAGUAGCUGUAUUAUGUUGGAGUAUAAAGUGAUAUAUAUGCACCCUUUAAAGCCCCAGAAUGCUUUCUUCUCUUGCUGGCAGGAAGCAAGUGGGUUCCUAGCCCUUGGGUUCAGUUAGUAUUUUAGCUUAAUUAGUGGGAUGCAGUAGUGUGUUGAGCAUAAUGUAGAUUCUGUAUAUUGGCGUGUGGUAUCCAUCAUUCGUUGAGUGUUAAACUUUAGGUUAUUUAAGAAAGGACAUUUAGCUCUCAGUGAUGGCAAACACUUGCCCAAUACACAGUCACUAAAAACUCAAUAAAUAGUAUGUAAGAAUGGUGUUGGGGUUUUUUUUCCAUCUCCAUUGAAGUCUGUAUACUGAAUGUUUGUGGAAGGCCUGUAGUACUUCACAACAUUAAAUUGCAUUCAGAAUAAAUAUUGUUUGCCUUUUCAUACAUCAUGUUUGUGGAGAAGAAUGCAGCUGCCAGUAUAAUGCCUUGAAGUAUAGUAAGGAUAACUUCUCCCUCACCCAGGUAACAGCAGUUCUGACUCUUAGAGGAGGAGGGAGGCUGCAUUAGGUAGAAGACCAUUAAUUAAUGAGAUAGAGAUUACUUUGCUGAGCAAACUGAUUUUUUGCAAGUAAAUACUUGGAAAACUGCAAGCUCAUGAAUCAACAGGGACAAGUAGCAAGAAAUGGCUAAAAAUGAGUGGCCUGUAUUUCCACAGAUCCAGAAAACUGGAUCAGAGUGAGUAUAUCUAGGAGAACAAAAUGUGAAUCUUCAUUAUUUAUUACCUAAGACCAUGCUCCCAACUUAGGGAGGGGGAUAAUGGCUGUAUAGUAGUCUUGCACCUGCCCUUCCCCUCCUACUUUCCUUUUACCACAGUUCCUCUCGCUCCAUAUAAAAGACCUUCGUUGAGACAUUUGCAGAUACCCAUAAGCCAGUGUUACCGGGCUUGAAAUAACUUACGUGGAAGCAUAGCUGUAGUUCAAGAAUGUUACUGACUCGGAGUUAAUGGCUGUAGUUGGCAAGAUGACAAAAACAGCUGGUGGAUUGGCUCAUAUGUUUUCCUGUCACUUGGCCUGCUCUAUCUGGAGAUUAUUGACAGGAUUUCCCAUGGAAGCAAGGGGACCAUCAUCAUGACGAAUUCAGAGCUCCUGGCUUGUUUUGUCCAAAUCUGACAGAGGCAAGAGCCUUAGAGAUAAUUUCCUACAAGCUGUGCAAGACAGAUGGUCAGGUAGAGAAGCCAGGCCUCUGAGACAAGCUGUAUCAAGAACCAUGUUAAAAUAACAGAGAACUUACCCAGGAAGGAUACCAAAGCAGUGCUGAAGUUUUGGAUGGGUUCUUAUGAUUGCAGCUUAUACCAGCUGCAGCGUCAGUAGCAAGUUACACAUGGAAGAAGGUUCACAUCCUUCUGUUCCAGAGACGGAGGAAUUACUUCACUGUAACACACACAAACCUGCCUUUUCCUCCAAUCUUAUACGAGGUAGAAACUUCCACAGGAGGGGCAGUUAGAAAUCUCAUAUCAUCGUACACCUGGCUGUUAGUUAAACACAGUGCAGGCUGAGAAAGUCUGAAGUUUGAUGGAGGUGACUUCUGUGGCCCCAAACUCAGGAACCAUAAAAAACUGUUUGUAAACUCACAGCAUAUAAUGAAAAGGUGAGUAGGAGUUUGUCAAGAGCAAGUUGUGUCUACCUAAUUUAGUUUUCUACAGUAGAGUAUUUGCUGUCCCUGUGGUUAUGGAAUAAACAGUAUACUGUUAGAUUUUGACAGUGAUAAGAUUUAUAGUAGUGUCUGACAGGACAUUAUUAUAAAAGUGCUAGAAAACCUGUGUUUAAUAAAAGUUCUGUGGAUUAGUGUGAAAUUGUUUGGAUAGCUGCUUCUGAGCUGUUGUAGACAGCCCAUUAUAAAACCAUAGGAAGGUGUUGAGUGGAGUUCAACAGGGAGUCUCUCCUGGGUCACCUUCUGUUAAAUUGCUCACUGGUAGCCACCUGGAAGGUAUUGAUAAACUGAAGUCUGGGAAGGUUCACAAAUACCUUGAAAAACAAGGUCUAAAAUCCAAAGGUAGCUUGCUGAAUUGUAGAUGGAGUAACAGCAAGGUGUUACACAUUUAUAGGCAUCAUUGACAACACUGAAUGCAGAAUAACUAGGAAAGGAGCAGUUCUUUGUACAAGAAACUGAACGGGUAGUGUGGAUCAGGAGCCAAAUAUACUACAAUAAGGUAUCACCACAUUAAAAUGAAAAAGACAACAUCAUACUAAAAAAA
Messenger RNA from Haliaeetus leucocephalus (bald eagle), 5808 nucleotides. It is a transcript of the gene ACER2, whose product is annotated as alkaline ceramidase 2. The transcript has 6 exons. Gene Ontology annotation, molecular function: hydrolase activity, acting on carbon-nitrogen (but not peptide) bonds, in linear amides. Gene Ontology annotation, cellular component: membrane. Gene Ontology annotation, biological process: ceramide metabolic process. NCBI's taxonomy places the organism in Eukaryota, Metazoa, Chordata, Aves, Accipitriformes, Accipitridae. The record is from RefSeq and is a predicted model, not a curated record. The coding region runs from base 191 to 871 and encodes 226 amino acids.